This is a messenger RNA of Oreochromis aureus, 726 nucleotides long. Its product is annotated as putative butyrophilin subfamily 2 member A3. NCBI's taxonomy places the organism in Eukaryota, Metazoa, Chordata, Actinopteri, Cichliformes, Cichlidae. The coding region runs from base 40 to 726 and encodes 228 amino acids. The transcript has 3 exons. The record is from RefSeq and is a predicted model, not a curated record. Gene Ontology annotation, cellular component: external side of plasma membrane. Gene Ontology annotation, biological process: cellular response to lipopolysaccharide; immune response; negative regulation of T cell proliferation.
ACAUGAUCAUCACUCUACUUCAUCUGUUUGAAAGGAACAAUGAGGCUCCUCCUCCUCUUGACUCUCAUUCGCUUCAGCGUUGUCGUCAUCACAGCUAAGGCAGGACAGAAGAGCGUCACUCUGACAUGUCGAAUUCCAAACAACAACCUCAUAGCUGUUGAGUGGAGCAGAGCUGACCUGGGAGAAAAAUAUGUGCUUUUAUACCGGGACGGGCACUUUGAGCCACGCAACCAGCAUCCAUCUUUUAAGAACCGGGUGGAUCUGCAGGACAGACAGAUGAAGGAUGGAGACGUGUCUUUGAUUCUGAAGGAUGUGACGAUUGAUGACACUGGAACAUACGAGUGCCGUGUCUUCGUGGGAGAAACAAGCCCAUGGAAGUCCAUCAGCAUCAUCUACCUGAGUGUUGUUGCUCCUCCAGGUCAGACAGGAGGAGACACAGAGGAUGGAGGGAAGGAGGCUGGAGGGAAGAAGGAAGAAGGGAAGGAGGCUGGAGGGAAGGAGGAUGGAUCUGUUGGACUGAUUGUUGGCCUGUCAGUUUCUGCUGUGCUUCUUGUUGCUGCUGUUUUCAACUGGGUGAGCCCUUUCCUCAGAAAGUACCAGAAGGUGCUUCAGGUGUUUCAUCAAAUCCCUGACCCCGACUCAGGAACAAACAUGUCUGUCUUUGGACUUUCAGAGGAAACUUUGGUGUCAGAGACAGUGCACGGAGGCACAAGGAGAACACACUGA